Messenger RNA from Drosophila grimshawi, 4746 nucleotides. It is a transcript of the gene Rich, whose product is annotated as guanine nucleotide exchange factor subunit Rich. The transcript has 2 exons. Gene Ontology annotation, cellular component: Ric1-Rgp1 guanyl-nucleotide exchange factor complex; cytosol; Golgi membrane. Gene Ontology annotation, biological process: intracellular protein transport; retrograde transport, endosome to Golgi. The record is from RefSeq and is a predicted model, not a curated record. NCBI's taxonomy places the organism in Eukaryota, Metazoa, Arthropoda, Insecta, Diptera, Drosophilidae. Gene Ontology annotation, molecular function: protein binding. The coding region runs from base 115 to 4380 and encodes 1421 amino acids.
AUGGCAAAUGUUUUGUUAAAGUGCUAAUUAGUUAAUAGACAUGUAAAUUUUGGUAUAUAUUCUAGAACAAACUCAAGUCAAUUUGCUCGCUGGAAAGACAGACGGAGGAGGAGGAUGUACUUUCCACUGGGUUGGCCCAAGCGAGUCAGCCUGGCGCUGCCGGGGCAAGCGACUCACAUUCGUCACAUAACCUGUGAUGCUGUCAAGAUACUCGUUGCCGCUGUUGGCUCCGAUUUUCUGGGCAUUUGGUAUGCAAAUCCGCUGCUGCCAAUUGCAUAUUAUUGCCGCAGCACUGAAUCUCUACAGGAGUUUGGCAGUAAUCAAUUAAUCAUAUGGAAACCCGACUCCAGGCAGCUGGCCGUGCUAACGGAUGCGGGCGCCCUGCUCCUCUAUCAACUCGACUUUGAUGCCAAUGGCAGUGGCAUACUCAUGCAGGUGGAUCCACCCGCAUUGAGUCUGAAACGCGAUUCCGCUGAGCUUUUCAUCAAGGAGAACAUUCCCCGUUUGAGCCUGCGCGAGGUGCGCUGCGUCACCCUGGACUCAGUCAUCUCCAAUGUGUGCUGCAUAAGUCUGACUGAAAUGCUCUUGGCCACGGAAUCGUGCGAACUGUUGCGACUGCAAUGGUCUCAACUGGAGACGAUCGACGAGGAUCUGCAGCCGCUGGCUGUAAUCAAACUGCGCGACAUUCCCUUCUAUGUGCAGCAACAGCAGCAGCAGCCCGCUAAAUAUUUGCCCCCCAUUGGCAAUACGGCGUUUGUCGCCUCGCUUGAAUAUUCCCCAUUUAUAGGCGGAUGUGCGGCUGUGUUCAGUGAUCAGCGUGCCGCAUUCCUCAUUGCGGAUCAUCUGCGUUUCGAGACGGCGCACAUGCAUGGCUGCUGGGUGCCGGAUGUCUGCGAUGCAAGUGUUUGCAGUGUGAAUCACAAGUUCCGACUGCUUGCGUACGGGCAACAGAGCUCGGCGGUGGCUGUUUAUGCCAUCGAUGAUGCCACAGCUGGAUUGGAGUAUUCGCAUACGCUGAUGCUGACGGAGAAUGUGUUGCCUGGCAGCUUGGGCGCUGUCAAUGAGCUCAAGUGGAGUCCAGAUGGUUGUGUGCUCGCCGUGAGCUGGACAAACGGUGGCCUGUCGUUGUGGAGCACCUUUGGUGCCCUCUUGAUGUCCACGCUGAGCUGGGACUUUGGUUUGCAUGUGGAUCUGCUGAAGCGAAAUCCCUUGCAGCUGCGUCGCCUGGAGUGGUCCACCGAAGGCUAUCAGCUGUUCAUGACGUGCCGCGAGGGAGAGAACAAUGUGCUCCAGCUGCAGUUUGUGAAGAGCGCAUUGAGCAUGAAUCCCUGCAUGAGCGCCCACUCACACAUUCUGCUCCAGGGUGACGAUUGCUUGUAUAUCAAUCAGGGUGACAAUUUGGAGCAGACCUAUGGCAAUGCCAAUUGCACGUUCCCCAGCAGUUCGACUGCUCGCACCGACGACUGCGUAGAGCUGAAGCAAAGCCCGAAUAUGGGCAGCAUUUUAACGGAGAGCAAAUACUGGACGUUGCUCCAACUGCCACUCAACUAUGCGGCCACCAAUUGGCCCAUACGCUACGCAGCCAUAGAUGCGGCUGGCUUACACAUUGCGGUUGCUGGACGCACUGGAUUGGCGCACUAUGCUAUGCUCAGCAAGAAGUGGAAACUGUUUGGCAACGAGUCGCAGGAGAAAGACUUUGUGGUGUCGGGUGGCCUGCUCUGGUGGCAGGGCUUCAUUGUUAUGGGCUGUUAUUCGCUGUUGGAUCGCACGGAUGAGCUGCGCUGCUAUCCGGCCGAAUGCAAGCUGGACAAUCAAUAUGGACACAAGAUCCAGGUGCGAGCGCCCGUCAUCAGUUUAAAUACGUAUCGAAAUCAGUUGAUUGUCCUGACGGCGGAUGGGAUUGUCAGCCUUUUUCGCAUGCACAGACAGUCGGCGUACAGUAUCAACGUGGAGUGCGCCUAUGAGCUGGACGUGAAGAGCAUUUGCAUACAUCCCGCUUGCAUUGUUAGCUUAACAGUGACCAAUUUGCGCAAUGAGCUAAAGCCACAGCAACAAAAUGCGGAGGCGGAGACGAUUGUGGUCAAUGUUUGUGGACGCAUACUGAUGAUACAACGAGAGGAUGCCGCCCAGCAGGUGCCCAAUACACUGUUGGCCACCUGUUUGGCAAGCUGUGUGGAAUGUUUCUGGCUCUCCCACAAUCUGGAGCACUGCGCCAUGCGCGACUGCCUCUGGCUAUAUUCUGGGGCGCACGGCAUGCGCGUCUGGCUGCCCAUUCUGCAGCAACGCUCGGAGCAGAGUGGCGCUCAGCAGCGUUUGCAUAGCUUCAUGUCCAAACGGAUUAUGUUGAGCUUCCCCUUAAAACUCUAUCCACUUGUCAUACUCUUCGACAAUGUGAUUGUGCUGGGUGUGGAGAACGAAAGCACCCUGUAUACGAACGAGACGAACUCCCAUUUUGCUUUGCCCUUCGCUUUGAUGGAACGCAAAUCGCAGGUGUAUCUGCAUAAGGUGCUGCGCCAGUUGAUCAAACGCAACUUGGGCUAUUCGGCCUGGGAGAUUGCGCAAUCUUGCCGGAGUUUGCCCUACUUUCCACACGCCCUGGAGUUGCUGCUCCACGAAGUUCUGGAGGAGGAGGCCAGCAGCAAACAUCCCAUACCCGAUGCCCAGCUGCCGAGCAUUUUGGAUUUCAUACGCGAGUUUCCCGUCUAUCUGGAGACGAUUGUGCAAUGUGCGCGUAAAACUGAAAUUGCACUUUGGCCCUAUCUGUUCAGCAUGGCCGGGAAGCCCAAGGAGCUGUUUCAUCUCUGCCUGCAGGCGGAGCAACUGGAAACGGCGGCAAGUUAUUUAAUCAUCAUUCAGAAUCUGGAGCCGUCGUCAGUUAGUAAACAACAUGCGAAUAUGCUGCUCGAUAUCGCGCUGAAUCAACGUAAAUGGGAACUGGCCAAGGAUCUGAUCCGAUUCCUCAAGGCCAUCGAUCCCAAUGAGAUUGAUUCGCCACGGUGCUCAAUGGUGUUGAAUGUGAAAAUUGCACCACCUCAACCCCAAACUCAAACGCAGGUCAAUCAAAAUGCGGAUGUCUUCAAUUUGGUGCUUGGACCGAUAGCGACGCGAGAGCGCAGUUAUUCCACCACCGUAACAAGCAAUUUGCCCAAGGACAACAAGCAGCAACAAAGCGUGCCAGCCUCUGUGGAGCGAAGUGAGGCGCCCAGCGGUGGAGUGGGCAGCAACGUAGCCUCAGCGACUGUCGUUCGUCGUAAGUCGACCAAGGAACGGCAACAGCGGGAAAUCUUCAACAUUGAUCUAAUCCUGCAGCGACAUGCACGCCAAUUGCUGCAGCAGCACAAGUUGCUGGAUUUGGGCUACAUGUGCGCCUAUCUCGACUUCCAUUUGGUCAGCUGGCUAACGCAGGAAUCGACAGCCACAACGCGGCUGGAUAAUUUUGCCUCAGCACUGCAGGCCUUACAUGCAGAACUCCAGUUGCCCAGCCCAUUCCCUGCAGCGGGACGGGAUGAUUUUGCGGUGUUGCGCGGCACCCAUCAGCUGACUGGAGCCGCUGGUGGUGGUAGCUCAUCUCAAACCUCGGAGUCUGGUUACUUUAGUCUUGCUGCGCAGCUGGAGUCGCCACAGUUGCAGCCGUGCAUCAAGGAGGAAGAGGAACUGCAGCACAGCUCAUUGCCCACUCUAAAGAAUCGCUCCAGUUCGCAGUUGUCGUUCGAUAACUUUCGCUAUCGCCGCCUCUACUCGCUGCCCGCUUCGGACGAUGACAACAUCGAUGCGGUUGCCUGCUAUUUGAACGAUAAGUUGGCCAUUAAGCUGCGCUAUCUUCUCCAGCUCUUCAUCGAGGCCAAUUGCACGGACUAUGCGCUCAUGCUGUCCAUUUUGCUGCAGGACGCGGCUUCGAUAUCACGUAUUGUAAACGUUGUCAUACGCAGUGAAUCAGUGGGCACCUGCCGACGCAUCGAGGCCGCCCUGAAGCAGCUGAGUCAGUGUACCUUCGACAAUGGUGGCUCCAUGUAUCGUGGCUUUGUGAUGACACUGCAGCCACACAUUUACCUGCUGGAGCAGUAUAUUCAGUCGCUGGGCGAGGCGGCAGUGAACGAUAGCAUUGACGAUAGCAAUGAGUUGAGCGCCGAUGCGGCAUCCGUGCUGGAGAAUGAUCCAUUGGAUGGGUCCAAUAAUAACUUUGUGCCAAAAUGCCAGCAGCUGCCCAACGGCAACCAGCGGUCGUCGGAGCAGCGUCUGACUCGACAUGCCAGUCUCGAAUCUAAAUCGAAAUCCAAUGGUAAUCCCGGAAAUCCCUCCUCCACACAGUCGACGCCCACGCAACAGCUGCAACGUCGUGGCAGUCGGGAGGCGCCACGCGACGGUUGUCGGCUCAUGUAAUCAUCGUGUAAUCACACAGAAAUAGAAUUCACAUACUCAAUGCAUGUACGUAAUAAUAAUACAGACGCAUACAAAAGUAUGUUGGUAUAUUUUUUAAGGAUUUUCUUGCAUGUUGCUGUGUUCUUGUAAUUGUUGAAAGAAUUUUGUUAAUUGUUAAAGGCCGAACUCAGAAUGAAAUAGACAUCGAUGAAUAGAUAACGAUUACGUUGUAAGCAAAUAUCUGUAUUAAUAAUACGUAUAUAAAUGGAAUUCAUAAUAUAAUAGAUGAAUUUUGCUGCAAUAUUUGUUAAUUAUAAAAUUUACAACAAACUCUAAUCUUAAUUAUACAAAUAUAUAUUUUUACUAAUAAAAUAACAACUAGACAAA